AUGAGUUUUUUAUUAGCAUUAAACGAGUCGAAGAAAAGUGCAGAAGGCUCUGUCGCAAGUGAUAUUACCGAAAAAGUAUUUGAGAAAGAAAUUCAUGAAAUGAAUAGUUUGAAUAUGAUCAUGCACAUUGAAGGCUUAAGGGACAAAUCCUUUGGUGAUGAAAAGGAGAAAAAAGAAGAAAAUAAAAUAAAGAUGAAAAAUACAGAUAAUAAAGAAAAAGAAGAGAACGGUGAAGAAGACGAAGAAAAGAGUGGUUCUAUUAAGAACAGUUUUAUGAAGAUAUUUCAAAAGAAGAAAAAAAAAAAAAAAAAAAAAACUAAGAAAAUAAAAGAACGUAAUAUAAAUAAUAUAUAUGAUUCUAAUUGUUUAUUAACUAAUCCUGAUAAUGUAGACCCAGAUAAAUAUUAUCUUUCAUUCAAUGAGUUGAAGAAAGAAAAUAAUGAUAAUGAAGAAAAUUAUUCUUCAAAUGACAAACAAAAAAAUAUAGAUGAUUCUAAAGAUAUAGUUCAAACUAAAGAGAGUAUGAAUAAAGAACAAAUAAAAGAUAAUGUGAAAAGAAAAAAAAAAAAGAUAAAACUUUCAUCUUAUGGUACGAAUUCAAUGGAAAAUGUAAAAAUCAAAAAUAAUGAUUCAAAUGAGAUUAAUAAUAUGGACGAAACAAAUAAUACCAUAUAUAAAGAAAAACAAUCAAAUGAUUCAAAGGAUAAGAAAAUGAAAUCAAAAAGGUUUAAAAAUUUAAAGAAAAAAAUAACGUCACCAAAAUUUACAAUGUCAACAAAAGAUAAAAAUAAAAAGAGUCGGAAUAUGAAUGAAAAUAAUUUUAAUUUUGAUCCUGAUGAUGAUUUAAAAAAAGAAAUUGAAAAGAUAAAGAUUGAUAUUGAAAGAAUAAAAAAUAAAGGAAAUAUAAAAAGAAUGUAUGAUGAUUUAAAAUAUAUUUUAUUAUUUCAAAAUGAAAUUGUUAAUAUAAUAAUAGAAGAUAUACGAAAAAAUAAAGUACGAACAAAAUAUGAAAUGCUUGAAGAUAGUACUGUAAAAGAUGAUGUCAAUAAAGUUAUAUUAAAUCAUAUUACAUUUGAUCUAUUAAAAUUUAAAUAUAUUAAUACAAAAUUAAAAGAAUUAAUUUUGUGUGUAUAUGAUACAAAAAAAUUUAAUGGCUUAGUAAAAAAAAUUGUAAAUAAUAAAGCUCAAGAAAUGAGGGAAAUUGUACACAAAAAUGGAGAAUUAUCAAUUGCCAAAUCUAUGUUAUCCUUUUUAUAUAAACAAUUAAAAUACUGUAUUGAAGAUGAAAUACAAUGUUAUUAUAAUGAAGUAAAAAAAUUAAAUGAUGAUAUUCAUAAUAUAAAAAGGAAUGUUAUGAAUAUAAUUUUUAAGUCAAUUAAUGAUGUAUGUACCAUUCCAGAUCCUUAUCAAAUAUAUGAUAUUGGUGAUAAAAUUAAUAGGAAAAAAGGUACAAAAGAAAAUGAUAAUUUAAAUGAUAUUAAAGAUGAUGAACAAGUUAUAUAUGAGAAGAAUAUUGGGGAAUAUGAAAGAAAACAACAAAUGAUAUGUCCAGAUUACAGUAGUGAUUUAAAUUUAUUUUUUUCUCUCUAUGACAAUAUACAUGUAGAAAGGAAAAAGUAUAUAAAAAAUAAAACAGUAAUGUUUAAAAAUUAUUGUGCCGAUGGUGAUAAUGAUGAUUCUCAUAAUAAUAAUAAAUUUAAUAAUAAUGUUAAUAAUAUUUAUGGUAAUAUGAAAAAUAUAAAAUCGUCAACAUAUGGUGGUAAUAAUAAUAUGUCAGAUAAACAUGCUCAGUUUGUAACAUCUUCAAAAAAUAUUAAUGAAACGUACAUACCUACGCAUGUGAAUAAAUCCAUUCGUUCAGUAGUAUCACAAAAUUAUUUAGCUCCUUAUAAUAUGUUCCAGAAUCGACACAAGACAGAUGAUGUUAUAUAUGGUGAUAGAAAUAGCCAUUAUUAUAUAAAUAAGAAUUAUGAAAAAGCAUCUAAUAUUAGUAAUAACAUUCCUUUAAAUGUUAAGUUCAUAAAAAAAAAUGCUAAUAAUCCUCGACAUACAGUUUCUAAUAUGAAAAUGAAAAAGGAACAAUAUUUGGAUGAUUUGAAAAAUUAUUAUUGCAAUAUAAAUAUUCCAUGGAUUGGUAUGACAUGUACGAAUCCUUCAAACAGUAGGAGUAAAAGUUUUUUAAGAAGAAAAAGUAGUAAUAAAAAAAAAGAGAAGGUAAAUGAUGUUUUCGUAUUUCACAGUGCACCAGAUAAUGAUAUAAAUCAUACAAAUGAUACAAAUGAUAUAAAUGAUAUAAAUGAUAUAAAUGAUAUAAAUAAUAUAAAUGAUAUAAAUGAUAUAAAUAAUAUAAAUAAUAUUGACAAUAAUAAUAUAUUUGAAUAUGUGGACUAUCAUGAUAGUGAUAUGUAUAAUAAGAAUGUAUAUCCAAAUAAUGAUGUUUAUAGUAAUUAUCAACAUGACUCAAUUUAUGUUCCAUAUCCGAAUGAACUAUUUAAUAGGGAUCAUAUUAUGUAUAAUAACGAUAAUAUGAUGCAUGAUCAAAAUUUUGUAUAUAAUUAUGAUUAUAAAAUUCAUGAUAUGCAAAGAAAUAAUUAUCCACAAAAUUAUGUGAACAAUAAUUAUAUGAGAAAUCAAAUGAAAAAUAGUUAUAUUGAUAAGGAUAUGUUGGAUGGAAGUUUUAAUAAAAUGUCUCAUAUAAUAAAUUAUAAAGAUGAAUACAGCAAUGAUUAUUCUAAUUAUAAAAAUUAUAACUUGGGAGAAAGUCAUAAUAAUUCAUUACAUAUGUAUAAUAAUAUGAAUGAUAAUGUAUAUAGUGAAAGAUAUACAAAACCGUCCAAUGUUCCUUCAGUAACAUUUUUAAAAAAUGAAGUUAAUAUAAGGAAUAAAGAUGAUAAAAACAAAUAUAGUGGUUUUGAAAUUAUUUCAAGCAAAGAAGAUAUAAAGAAAUUAGAGAAUUUAUUAAAUGAUAAAUGGGGAAGUUUUAAAUUAUUUGAGAAAUGGAUUAAAGACAGUUCUAAAUGGCAAUGGAUUGAUUUAAAACUUCAAAAAGAAUUUAUAAAUAGUAAUAUAGAAUUAGAAAAAUUAAAGGAAGAAAAGACAAAAUAUUUAGAAAAAUGUAUAAAUAAUAAAAUAAAAGAAUUAUGGUGUGGUCGUAUGAAAGGAUUAAUGAAUUUAAAGAUAUGUAAUAUGGAAAGGAAAAUAUUAAAACGUUUCUCAAAUUAUUAUAUUAAUCAAGAUAUCUAUGAUGUUGUUCUUGAUUUUGAGAGGAAUUCUAUGUGUUAUCAAGAUUUGUAUGCAAAGUUUUUAAAUAUUGAAGUAUAUAGUAAAAAAGUUGAUUUCAUUAAUAAAUAUAGUGAAUAUAAUGAACAAUUAUAUGCUGGAGGUGAUUAUAUAUAUAAUUAUAAUAAUAAUAAAGAUAAAAAAAACAAAGUAAAUGAUGAAAGUAAUAAAAUUAGUCAAAAGAAAAAAGGAUAUGUACAAUCAUUAAUUUAUAGUUUUAAUAAAAAAUCACAGAAAAGUAUUAAUAAUAAGAAUAAUACUCAAAUACAAAAAGGAAAAAAAUAUAAUAGUAUUAUGAAGGAUCAUACUACUUCAGUACAAUAUAAAAAUGAUAAUAUAUAUAAUAUUAUGGAUAUAACAAAUAAUAGAGCAAAUGCAGUGAUUAAUAAAAUAGAAGCCAUAAAUAAUAAAGCGGACAUAAAUAAUAACAAAAAAGAAACACCUGCUAACCUUAUAGAAAAUACAAAUAAAAAGAGUAACCUUGGGGAUAAUAAUCGUAUAGAUGAAGAUACUACAAAAAAAGAUCAAACUUUUGAUAAGCAAAAGAAAGACCAAAAAGAACAAAAGAAAGAACCAAAACAACCAGAACAAAAGAAAGAACAAAAAGAAGAACAAAAAGAAGAACAAAAAAAAGAACAAAUGAAAGAACAAAAAAAAGAACAAAUGAAAGAACAAAAAAAAGAACAAAUGAAAAAACAAAAAAAUAUAUAUAGUAAUGGUCAAUUGAAUAAUAUGACACAUAUAGGUAAUUUUUCAAUUAAAAAAAAUAGAUCACAUUUUGAUAUCAGUCUACAAGAUUCUGGUGGUAUGUUCAAUUCAAAGAAAAAUUCGUUUAAUGAUAGCUUCUCUUUAUUUAGAAGUGAAUGUAAUAAAAGAAUUUCGGAUUUUUCUUUAUCAAGCCUAAAAAUAAAGACAAGAGAUAUUAAUAAUGAAGAAGAUAUUUCAUUUGAUUUUUCAAAAAUAGAUGAAGCGGAAGGAGAAGAAUAUGAGGAAGAUGAUGGUGAUAAUAACGAUGAUGAAAAUAUAGAGAAAACAAAACGUACAAAAAGUAAUUUAAGUACGUUUCGUAGACUAUUUAAUUUGAAAAGGAAGAAAAAGGAUAAAGAAGAAAAACCUAAAAAAUCAGACGUCUUUCCUUCGGAAUCCUUUUUAUCAUAUUUUAAAAGACAACCUUCAAGUGAUAAUCCUAAUAAUAGUACCAUAGACAAAAAAGAAAAUAUUCAUAAUUUAGAUAUAGAUAAUAAUAUAGAAGAUGAUAAUAAUAAAAGUAGUGUUAUAUUGUUAAAUAAUAAAUCAUUAUCAGUAGAAGGAUAUAUAUAUGAUAAUGAAAGCAUAAUUAUAGAAAAAGAAGUAGGGGAACAUUUACAUAUAGAAAAUAUGGAAGAUAAACAUAUUUCAUUAGAUGAUAUAAAUAAUGAAGAAAUAUAUGAUAGUCAUAGUAAAUCAUCUAUUAAUCAUAACAUAUACUUAAAUGAUAUAAAUAAAAUAAAUCAAAUAAUGGAACAAAAAGAACAAAAGAAUUAUGCACAUAACAAGGAUUUAAUCAAAGUUGUAAAGAAUAAACCAAUUAAGGCAGAUGAUAAGAAUAAGAUAAAAGAAAAGAAUAAUAAAACUAGUGAGCAAGUUAAUGAUAUGAAUGAAUCAUAUUCAUUUUUAAAUAGUAGUAAUAGUUCUUAUGAGGAAAAUGAUAAAAGAGAAUAUAAGCAGAGUAAGGAGAUGUCGAAUAUUCAUGACAAAGGUGACAAUAAGGGUAAUGAUAAAAAUGAACAUAAUGGUGAUUAUAAAAGUAAUACAGAUAGUAAAAAUAAGAAUAAUCUUAAAAGUAAUAAUAAAAGUGAUUCUAAAAUUACUGAUAAAAGUGAUCCAAAAAAUAGUAGUAAAAGUAAUAUUACAAAUGACAAGACUGAAAGUAAGGAAAAUAAUAAACAUUAUUAUAAUAAACAAAGUUCUAGCCAUCGUAGUCAGAAAUCACAAAGUAUUAUAGAGGACGAACUGAAGAAACACAAAUUUGAAGACCAUGUUGUAAACAUAAGAAGGAAAUUAAGCAAAGAAAAAAUAAUAGAUGAUAACAUUGAUGAAGGAUCAAUAAAAAAUACUAGUAGGAAAAAGGAAAAUUCUUUAUCAAAGUCAGAUAUAUCAUAUCAUAGUAAGCAGGAGGGAAAUAAAUACGAAAGGUAUUCCAAUCUAAGUUUCUUUAAAAAAACUGAUAAAGAUAAUAAAAUAAAUAAGUUUUUUAAGAAUUUAGGAAGAUUUAGUUUUACAGCUUCUAAGAAAAAAGAUAAUAAAAGUUUAGAAGGAAUUUAUACAAAUGAUAUAAUAUUAUAUAGUUUUAGUGAUGAAUCCGAUAUAGAAGAGGGGAAUAAAAAAAAAAAUGAAAAAAUGUAUAAUAAUGAUUCAGAAAAAAUAUACUCGAAAAGUUUUGUAUUGAAUAAUUAUGCUGGUAAGAAAGAUGACGUUAGUAACAUAAAUACAAGUGAACAGGUUGAUAAUCUGUAUUCUUACAUAAAUAAAUUGAAGAAGAAAAAGGGUAGCGCGGAGUUGGAUAAGACUCAAAAUGAUCAAUCUGUAAUGAAAGAUAAUGGAAAGGAAGUUGAAGUGAAAAAGGGAAAUGAAAAGGAUGAUGAAGAUGAAGAUGACGAUGAUGAAGAAGAUGAGGAUGAAGAUGACGAUGAUGAUGAAGAAGAUGAUGAUGAAGAUGAUGACUAUAAUAAUAAUGGUAACAACACAAGAAUUAAUUCCAAAAAAGAAGAUAGUAUCACUUCACAAAAUAAUUAUAAACAUUCAAAUAGUAAUAAUCUUCAAGAUAAAGAUGAAAAGAAAGAUAGAAAAAACUUUCCAGAAAAUGAUAAUAUUACUAAUAAUAAUUAUUCAAAUGAUAUGAAUCAAUAUGAACAAAAUAAAUAUAAUAGUGCAAAUAUAUUAUCCCCUAGAUUUGGUUACAGCACAUCUAAUAAUGAUGUUUUUAAAAAAGUUGACAAAUUAUCUGAGAGUAAUUCAAGUGAAGAUGAAAAUUCUGAAUAUAGUGUAAAGGAAAAUAAAAAUAGUAAAAAAGAUAAAGGUGAAGAAAAUAAGGGGAAAGUACAGUUUUUUAAGGAACAGAAGAAUGAUUCAGAUAAUAUAAUGGAUAAAAAAGAUAAGAAAAAAAGAGAGAAUAAAAAAGAGAUAAAAGAAGAAACGACAAAAAAUAAAAGUUCCAGAAUCUCAUCAAAUUCAUCAUUAUUUGAUAAUACAAAUAGAGACAUGAAUAUAAUUGAUAAGCAUAAAAGUUCUGAUAAUGAGUGUGAUGAUGAUGAUGAUGAUAAAGUAGUAAUAAAAUUAUCUAAUAAUAAAGUAGAUAAUAGGGAAAUUUCGAGUUUUCAUAAUAAUAAUUCUGAUCAUGAAAAUAAUAAGAAUACAAAAGGUGGAAUAUCAAAAAGUUUUAUAGAAGACAAAAAAAGUACAUCUAUAUUUUCAAAAAAAAGUAAAAUGAGGGAAGAAAACUCAUCUAAUUCUGUUGAAAUUAUAAGAUUGUCAAGCUUUAAAUCUAGAAAGGAUAUGAACACAAAAAAGAUAGGUGGUAAUAGUGACAAGGAUGAUUCCUUAUCAAAUGAUAAUAUUUCAAAUGGUUAUUUAUCAGACACACAAAAAAAAGAAGAUUAUUCAUAUUAUAAUUAUGUUCAAUCGAUUCUACCUUUUGGUAUGUUAGGUAAUAAAGGAUCAGGUGAUUCAUAUUCAAGUAAUAGUAUGAAUGAAGACGAUAAAGCAUGA
This is a messenger RNA of Plasmodium gaboni, 7026 nucleotides long. RefSeq lists its product as hypothetical. The transcript is spliced from 2 exons. Lineage: Eukaryota; Apicomplexa; Aconoidasida; Haemosporida; Plasmodiidae. Bases 1 to 7026 code for a protein of 2341 amino acids. The record is from RefSeq and is a predicted model, not a curated record.